AAUAAUUUUGUUGGUUUUUAAUUUUUUUUUUUGCGGUGGGGGAAAAUUGUGAAAUUGUUUUGGGAGAUGGUCAACGAUCUAGAGCUGAUGGAAUUGUAUUUAUGGGGUCGAGAAUUAAUUAGGUUUUUGUUGUUUGACUAUAAUCACUUUUUUAUUCGCCAAUCAUUCUGAUAUGGUGUAUGUUUCUGCAGUGAUAUAUGGAUUGAGAUAGAAUUGGUGAUAUGAUUAACUUGUUUUUAGUUGUUAUAGAAAAAUUGUGUGUUGUAUGUGUUUGUUCUGUCUAUGAUUUCAUUUGCAAGUUAAAUUAAGGUUUUGCUAUGUUAUUUACUAAAUGUGUUGUUUGGAGAGUUGUUGUGUUGGUCAGUGAGCUUUUGUUGGGGCUGUAAAACAGUGUGGGAGUAUUGAUUUCCGAGGACUUGAACCGAUGUUAGAGUCGCAUAUUGGGGGAUGCUGGGAUUGUGUAAUCUGGUUGAAGUUGUGAAACUUGGGAGGAUUAGGAUUUAAGCCUACUGCACUAUCUGCAUUUUUGGGGGAGCCUGAAUACUAGUCUCUCGUCCCAUGUUUUCUCUGUGUGGUGUUUGUUCUGUGGAAUCGGAUGGCUUUUCCCAUUCAGGGACUUCAUCGUAAGAGCCUAACAAGCAAAGUCCCUUUGUUGAUGGAGCGUGCAGAUACACGUAAUGGUAGUGAACAUGUUAUAGAUAUUGCUAGUACCAGCAAUGCUUCGUCCAGUUUAUCACACGAAAGGCAGUCGAGUGGCUUGGAGCGGCAUCAAAGUGAAGAUCAGCCAUCUACUAGUUCAAGAGUUCCUGUAAAUCAACAACCUCAGCUCUUCUCUGGUGGACCAAUUUCAAGAAACUCGUCUCUCAUCCGGAGAGGAAAUAGUCGAGGCCGCCAAAGAAGUCCUUUAAAUUCUGGCCUGUGGAUAUCGGUGGAGUUAGUGCUGACACUCAGCCAAAUUAUCGCUGCUAUAAUUGUGUUAGCUUUAUCAAAGCAUGAGAAGCCCCGUGCUCCUUUGAGAGCGUGGAUUAUUGGUUAUGCAUCUGGAUGUGUUUCAAUCCUUCCCCUUUUAUAUUGGCGAUUUAGAUAUCGAAACCAGGUUUCUGAACUAGAUGCAUCUCAGAGUCGUGUGGAUCCUUCUCAGGGAAACAAUAAUGCUGGUCCGACGAGUAGGAGAGCCAUGGAAGGGGAGGACCGACGUACAACUAGUACAACAACCAGAGGCAGCCAGAGUAACGGGUUACCAAAUCCAAGGCUUAAGGUAUUUGUUGAGUAUUUCAAGAUGAGUUUGGAUUGCUUUUUUGCUGUUUGGUUUGUGGUUGGAAAUGUAUGGAUUUUUGGAGGGCACUCAUCGUCUGCUGAAGCCACCAAUUUGUACAGGUUGUGUAUAGUAUUCCUAGCCUUUAGCUGUAUUGGAUAUGCAAUGCCUUUUAUUUUGUGCACUACAAUCUGCUGCUGCCUCCCUUGUAUAAUAUCAGUUCUGGGCUUCAGAGAAGAUUUUUCGCAUAAUAGAGGAGCCACUCAAGAUUCGAUAAAUUCUCUUCCGGUGUAUAAGUUCAAAGUAAAGAAAGUUAAGAACGGCAAUGACAAAGAGAGUGAAGGUGGGAUCGUGGCUGCUGGAACAGAGAAAGAGCGAGCAGUAUCUGGAGAAGAUGCAUCCUGCUGCAUUUGCUUAGCCAAGUACGGAAACAAUGAUGAACUCCGCGAGUUGCCCUGUUCCCAUCUGUUCCACAAAGACUGCGUGGAUAAAUGGCUCAAGAUCAACGCAUCGUGCCCACUUUGCAAAGCCGAAGUUGGUGAGACCAUUUUGACCACCCUGACCGACACUACUGCCAACCUGCGAAACGGCAACACUUUAUAAAAAAAACUGCAGGUAGAUGAUAUCCAGAAUUAUUUUUUGGAUCCCUCAUUUAAGCACUGUGUAUGAGAUAAAAGAUUCAAAGAAAAUGAUGGCUAUGUAAUAGAAAGACUGAUAUCAGAUUUGUCGUAUUGUUUAGAGAGCCUUACAAGAUUAUUUUUAAGCUUGUUAGAAUAUGAAUAGAAUCAGAGUUCGAAUAA
Messenger RNA from Salvia splendens (bonfire salvia), 2055 nucleotides. RefSeq names its product E3 ubiquitin-protein ligase At1g63170. Bases 596 to 1858 code for a protein of 420 amino acids. Gene Ontology annotation, molecular function: zinc ion binding. The transcript is spliced from 5 exons. NCBI's taxonomy places the organism in Eukaryota, Viridiplantae, Streptophyta, Magnoliopsida, Lamiales, Lamiaceae. The record is from RefSeq and is a predicted model, not a curated record.